GAGAGGUGGGAUAUGGGUAAAUAAACCAGCAGUAACAGCCACUCUCCGAGCGUCCUGUCCUCUGAUAUCCACAGGUUUCAGACCUGUUACUGGCAGAGAUGGAUGCGCUUUUGAAUGCGAAGCCGGAGGAUCUAGAAGACUAUUAUGCUCUUCUGGGAUGUGACGAGUUGUCCUCGCCUGAACAGAUUCUUGCGGAAUAUAAAACAAGAGCCCUAGAGCGACAUCCAGACAAGGACCCCGAAAACCCCAACGCAGCGGAGGAUUUUCAGAAGCUGCAGGAGGCCAAAGAAGUUCUGACCAACGAAGACACAAGGAAGAUGUACGACCUGUGGAGACGCAGCCGGAUCUCCGUGCCCUUCCGGGACUGGCGCUCCCUGAGUGACUCAGUAAAAACCUCGAUGCACUGGGCCGUGAAAGCCAAGAAGGAGCCGAUGCUGGAGGCUUCUCAGGAGACGCCUGCGGCUGUCCCCCCUGAGGUGGAGCGACAGUCGUCUGCAGAGCUGCAGUCGCCCGUCACACCAACCUCUCCAGGUGAAAAUCUGUGGCACUGGCGUUUCCGUUGGACCGCUGACGCUCCAUCUGACCUCUUGAGAAAAUUCCGGAAUUAUGAAAUCUGAGAAGAGAGCAAAUAGUGCAUUUUCCUGUGUCGUCAGCUACGUGCGCAAGUUGAUGUGUCCCGGCUUUCUUAUCUCGAGUUGCUCAUAAAUAGUGUUUACAGUAAAACGAUGUGAUCACUACUCAUUAUCCCUGCUGCCCUGUAAAAAAAGAAUUGAAGUUCUGACAGUCAAAUUUCAAAUAUAAUAUAUUAAUUCCACAGAAUGGUGAAGAGCCAGGACCGUUGUUCCUAAGACACAUUACGUUCUGUAAUAUGCCCAUAAUCCCCACAUACGUAACACAGCAUCUGCCUAGGGUUAACUAGUUUUUUUUUUUCAAUGAAAUGAGGGUUUACAUUUUCUCCAGGUCACUGAAGCUGACCCUGACAUCUCAUCCACAAAAUUUUGUGUUGUUUGCAAUUGUUCUUUGCAAAGUAUAUUCAUGAAAUGUUCGUGUGCUUCAGGCGUGCAUUUGGAGUCUCGGUGCCAAUAUUAAGCCAUGUUAGUUGUUAAUGCUUGUACUGGUUAGGUCUUUAUGAUUGUUGAAAACAAAAUUGAUUCCAAAAUGUAGUGUCCUUCAAUCCAUGUGAUGUCCAUCAUAAUGCAUCAAAUGCGGUCUCCGUGAGCCUGGACCCUAUCCCAAGAACUGUAGUAUAUGCGAUGCAUAAUUCAGCUGAAUGUGCUAAACAGUGUAAUGUGUCUUUAAUUUAGCAAUGGGUGAGUAGCUGCAACCAAAACAUCUGAAGUGGUCAUUAUGCAUAAACUACAUCCCUGUGUUUAGGUAGCAAAGACACUACAUUACAAACAUAAAAAGCCUAAUUUGUUUUUAGUUCAGAUGGAUGUCUUGCGUAAAUCACAAGUGUGGCUUAUUUGUAAUACAGUGUUACUGCUGGUCAUUCUGUUUAAUGCAAAUAAAUCAUAUGUAAAUCAUUUAUUA
Messenger RNA from Paramormyrops kingsleyae, 1530 nucleotides. RefSeq names its product DnaJ (Hsp40) homolog, subfamily C, member 12 (gene dnajc12). NCBI's taxonomy places the organism in Eukaryota, Metazoa, Chordata, Actinopteri, Osteoglossiformes, Mormyridae. The record is from RefSeq and is a predicted model, not a curated record. Gene Ontology annotation, cellular component: cytoplasm.